AUGACGACGACGACCGAUACGGCGCCGGCCGUCCUCCGUUGCCGACGACCCACCAUCCCCGAGUCGGCGCCGGGCCUCCCCAGCACCGGGGGAAGCGACUCCGUGUGCGACAGGCCCCCUGUGGCCCAGCUCGACUUGCUGUCGCUCCCGCCCGAGCUUCACUUAGCAGUUUCCGAGUACCUCAUCUACCCGGACGCCCUGUCUCUCAAGCACACCAACCGCCACUUCUACAGCAUCGUCGACACUGGCAUCGAGCUCAAGAUCGACUGGCUGAUGGAGCGCCGCCGCCUGCAUCUCGAGUGCCCCAACGACCGGCGCUGCGACCUUGGCAGCGACCUGCGGUUCUGUCGUGGAAGCGUGCCUCUGCUGAUGCGCCGCCGUCGCGAACACGUCGAGUGCGAGUCCCGCCCGGGGCUAGGCUGCCUCGUCUACGGCACGCCUGCAUGCGCACACCGACCCAGGAGGCGAAGCCGCUGGCGGGCCGGCCUCCAGGCCAAGUUUACCGUGGAGCUGUGGUGGCUGCUGCUGCUCGCCCUCGUACCUGUCUUGUGCGCCUGCAUCUUGGCCGCUCGCUGGGUCGAGAAUUAA
Purpureocillium lilacinum is the source of this 588-nucleotide messenger RNA. RefSeq lists its product as uncharacterized. Gene Ontology annotation, molecular function: protein binding. Lineage: Eukaryota; Fungi; Ascomycota; Sordariomycetes; Hypocreales; Ophiocordycipitaceae. The record is from RefSeq and is a predicted model, not a curated record.